CUUKUCUAUCCUCUCUAAAGCAUGUGGCAUWGUCGUUGAAGAAGAAGAUGUUCUUAGUCAAGUGCAAAAGAUUGAGAGAUACAAUAAGAUGAAAGCUUGCAUUAAUGCUGCCGAGAAGGUAUUAGAGUUCCAGCAAAAUAUGGAGCUCGAUAGAGGUGGAUUUGCAGUCGUGGAGGAAUUGCGUCUUCAGAUAAGUCCCGAGUCCAAAACAGGAACCGUUACAGUCGUUGCGAGAUGACCCAGAAAUAGAAGAACGACUAGAAGUAUUAUCUGAUGGGAUAAUAGAUUGUCUAGAUGCUGUCAUGGAAUCGAAGGAAUUUAUCGCAUGGCUAAAAAAAGAGGUUCCUGAACCAAGUGAGGUCAAAGUCUUAGUCGACCUAGCAAUGAUAUCCGCUGGAGAAGGUGACAUGGAAAGUGAUCGCAUUAGAGCAUUGCAUGCAUCAACUGGAGCAUUUAAGCCAAUCAUUUACGACCUUAAGGAAGAUCAUGGCUUUGGCGAAUUGAUGGGACUAUGUGAUGGAAUUCAGAGAGCUCUGGAGGAGAAUCCAAAUCUGCCUGAGCAAUUGCGUGAUACAAGCAGGAACCUUGAAUGGAUCARGAAUGUCAAAGACUUCCACGGCUCUGCUGCCAUGUCGUCUCUUAUGCAAGUCGAAACAAUUCUCGACAAAGGUACUCUUACGAUUGGAUUUAACAGCAAUGAUGAUGAAUUAGACAUCGAGGAUGUCAUAAGUGUGAGAUUCCAAAAUGGGACAACCAAAGGACUGCCAAAAGAGAUUUACACAUUGGAAGAUUUGCGAGACUUGCAGAGCAAACUGAUGCUUAUUGCUGGAAAAGCAUCAGGUAAAAAGGAAGUGGUUGAUAAGUUUAAUGCGGUCUUACAAGGAGCGAUUACGGUAGGAGCAGUGUAUCKUAACCUGUGCGAGGCUGGAGAAGUAAGCCAUCUYGAUUGGAAAGAAGAGUUUCCUUGUGCAAGCAGAACUGGAAGAGACGACGUAACUGAUGUCCUGAAAGAGACGUGCGAUGACUUAACGAAGUGCUUCGAGGCAUGGAUAGCAGUGUUGGACGUGCAAAGAAUGGAAAACAAUGAAUUGAACUACUUUACUGCAAAACAGCUCUUAUAUCUACGAAAAGAGAUCGCAGACUUGAAAAGAGGAAGGGAUUUUGGAUCGCUUGAGGUGCAGAUAUACACUCUUCUUAACAGUGUCCUACCCGGGGCCAACGCUGAUCAACUUCGACAAGCCCUUAUUGCCAUUGACAUYGAUGUKGACGAUCUGGAUCUUGACCAGCCUCCUAAACAAGAGUCAACUGUUAACCAAAUUGAACCCAAUUUAAGAGAGAGGUUUAAGAAAUUCUUCGAAAGUGCUGAGAAAGCUAAUUUCUCAGAAGAAGUUGCUCUUGCAGCGAUAGUCGCCUGUGACUGUCCAGACGAUGUAUCUAAACUACUGGUGUGGUGUAUCAAUAACAGCAAUAAAGACGAUGAAAUUGAUGAAUUGUGUAAMCGAGGGUCAAGAGAUCCAAAGUUCGAAACGCUUUUUCCUCGAGCGCACGGUGAAGAACACAAAGAAGCGRUUGUUGAAAAAAURGAAGUCGAACAAUCUGAAACAGACAAUGACGAUUAUGGACAGAAACUUGACCAAACUUUAGGGGGGCUAUACCUGAGUCUUCAAGAGCUGAGUAUCUUAUUGAGAACCUUAAAGAACAUCUAUCAAGACGAGCAUCAACCAAUGGUCUUCCCUGAAUACCUAAACAAAGGAGCUCCAAACCUUAUAUUUGUGCCUCAGAGUGAUAUUUUUGCUACAAUCAUUGGACUUUAUCGUGAUAGUAAUGCUGCUCCUACGAGGCAUGAAGUGUUAGUUUGCACUCAAGAUACAUCUUCGGAGGAGAUUGAGCUGCUGUGGCGUCGAGCCCUCGCAAACAAACAAAACAGGUUUUACUGUUUGGCAAAUGUGGACAAACUAAAACUUGAUGAAAGUGUGCAAGCUAGGAAAACUUUCGACAAACUUGAGGAAGAAUACGAGCAUAACGAUGAUUAUCGGCUCGUGUUGAUUUGUAGCAAUGAACAAGAAACAAUGUCACACAUGGCCACAGCCUUCGAAAAGCACCGCAAUAAGGGGGCACCGCGAUGCCCACGCCGUGACGAAGUUAUAAGGUAUCUACAACGUUACUUUCAAGCCCCGCCUGUUGCGACAGUUCACUGUGGCAAUCAUGAAAUUAACUGGAUUCCAGCUGCUGAUGUUGAAGCUCAGAUCGCGGAGGAUUCCAGGCUGUCAGUGCUUAUGAUAUCUUCUCAGCGCGCUGGCACAGGAAAGAGCUUGGUAAUCCAAGACUUUGUCGAACUAUUAGAGUACUUGGACAACAAUAGACAGAUGAAAGAUCUCAUGAAAGACUGGGGAGAGCACGUGACCAAUUACAUCAUUGCACCGUUGCUUGGGAAAACUGUGAAUGUUUCCGAGACUGUUGGAUUCCUGCUCCCUUACUCACUAAAAUCUGACAUCCCAGUGUCAAGGAUCUUCCACUUUGAUGUGGCACCAUGUGUGGAGUUUGGUUUGGACACUCUCUUGUUCAAUCUACUUUACCUGGGCUCCAUCCAAGACAAACGUGGUCGUGUAUGGAAUCGAAGCGCACGUGACCUAUACGUCAUUGAGAAGACUUCGCCUUUCUCUAAGCAAAAUGUGGCUAAAGACUGUGAUUCUGUCCAUCAACACUUCUACGAUGAACUACCUUCCAUACAGUGUAUCACUCCAUGCCAAGCAUUACGAAAGUCAGACGUUUCUUUAUUCAAUUAUAAGAAGUUCCAAAGCGAAGCUGUUCAACGAGUGUUCCAGUAUUUACGACUUUUGAAUAUUGGGAGCGAACGUCUUCACGACUUUCAAUUUGACCCAGGAGAUCUAAUCGAUGACGUCGAGGAAUGUCUUUUUCUAUUGACUCAGCAUUGCGGAAUUCGCGACCCAUCAUGGUCUGAGCUGCAGUAUUUUGUUGAUUUUCUCAACUACCAGCUGUCAGACUUAGAGCACAGCGUUUUCUGUCAAAUAGAAAAUACCGGCGAUACUUUGGAAGGGUUUCGCUUAUUUGUCUUAAUAUUCAUGACCGUUAUGUCACAGGAUUUUUCCACACGAUCAUUGGGCGAAGAAGUAGCCACUGCUAACCCAGACGAAACAGAGGACGAAGACAUCGGUCAAUUUCAACUUCGCCGAAAAUGGGAAAGCAGUCCUCACCCGUACUUGUUUUUCAAUCCUGAUCACGCGACAUUUACGUUUCUGGGGUUCCGUAUUGACAGAAAUGGUAACCUUAUCGACCCCGCUAGCGACGAAGUCAUAAUACACAGUCUGAUGCCAAAACAGUUAAGAACAGGGCUCUCUGUACAAGGUGUAAAUUUUGAAGAAAUCUUCGAAGGCUUAGAAAAGGCUGAAAAAAUUGCAAAGAUAUGUCGAGUUUUGGGUGUUGAACGACCUUCAGAUCCAGAUGAAAGCUACGAGUUAACUGAGGACAAUGCCAAGAAAAUGCUUGCCAUCCACAUGCGUUUUAGAUGUGGGAUCCCUGUGGUGAUAAUGGGAGAGACCGGCUGCGGCAAAACUAAACUAAUACGUUACUUGUGUGGUUUGCAACGUGGGUAUGAUGGCCCUAAGAACUUGCUUCUUGUGAAGGUUCAUGGUGGAACCACAUUCCGAGACAUAGAGAAGAAAGUCCAGCAAGCUAAGGACAUGGCAAAAGAAAACAUCAAGCAGGGCAUAGAAACCGUCUUGUUUUUUGAUGAAGUAAACACGACAGAAGCUAUGGACCUCGUAAAAGAAGUCAUGGUUGACCGUAGAUUGAAUGGACGUCCUCUUGGAGAGGAAGAUCAAGGCUUACGCUUUAUUGCCGCCUGUAAUCCAUACAGAAAGCAUACAGAGACAAUGAUCAAGAAACUCGAGUCCGCUGGACUUGGUUAUAACGUUAAAACAGAAGAAAUCAAAGACAGGAUCGGUCGUGUACCUCUUCGCCAUCUUGUUUACCGUGUUCACGCCCUGCCAGAGAGCAUGCGUUUAAUGAUCUGGGACUUUGGUCAACUGAAACCUGAAAUCGAAAUAUUAUACACAAGACAGAUAGUCAGAAGACAUGUAACCCAAGAAGGGAAUGGUAUUCCUGGUGACGAACGUCUGGUUGAUGCUAUAACUGCAGUUCUGGCUGAAUCUCAACGUUAUAUGAGAGAACAAAAGGACGAGUCUAGCUUUGUAAGCCUACGUGAUGUGGAACGCACGAUGAAUGUGUUACUUUGGUUUCAUGAGCAUCGAAAUGUCUUUGAGCCACUUCUAAAGAAAAUGUUGAACCAGGAAGAACAGUUCCAGGCAAAUGCAGCUAGCUCCAUCCAUCCAUCAGACAGCAAAGACAGCAACGAAGGCAAAACAGAGUUGCCGUCUUAUUUCAAGAACGAUACUGAAUCUCAAGUAAAAGAAACUUUGGAGGAGGAAACUUUUAGUGAGGUGGAAAUGGUAAAGCAAUACACAUCAGGACUUUUUCCUGGAAAUCAAGUUGAUGAGGAAGAAGAAUUAAGGUCUGCAUUUUUAAGAUUUCAAGAGUUAUUUCACCAAAAAAAUAUUGAAGAACCAGGUCUAUUCGUUUGUAACCCUCAAGAUGAUGAUGAUGAUGAUAAUGAUGAUGAUGGUGAUGAUGAUGAUGAUGAUAAAAUCAAAGUUGAAGAACUUAAUGAUGAUGGCGACGCUGACCUUGAAUUUGACAUGACGAAGCAAAUUAAUCCCGUUACUUGGUCUCUCAUUCUUGCCAUUGGUGUCUGUUAUCAUGCAAAGCUUCAAGAAAGAGGACAGUACCGCGAACAAGUAGCCAAGGCCUUCGGAAGCCCGUGUACCUUGCACGGUGGACCCGACAGAAUACUGCAAGAAAUAACACGCUGUCAGAAGGCCAUGUUACAAGAGCUUGAUCUUGGUCCCAACAUCGCACGCAACACUGCCCUGUGUGAGAAUGUCUUCAUGAUGGUGGUCUGUAUCGAGCUACGUAUCCCUCUCUUUGUUAUCGGUAAACCUGGAAGUUCAAAAUCCCUGGCAAAGACGGUCGUGGAUGCCAACAUGCAAGGCGCUGGAUCAAAGUCGGAACUUUUUAAGUCUUUUAAAGAGGUACAAAUGYUAGCUCACCAGUGCAGUCCUUUGUCCAAACCCGAAGGGAUCACGGAAACGUUUCGACAGUGUUCAAACCUCCAAAAGGACAAGAACCCAGACAGGUUUGUAUCAGUAGUAGUGUUGGAUGAAGUUGGUCUUGCUGAAGAUUCACCGCUGCUACCACUAAAGACGCUUCAUCCUCUACUUGAGGAUGGUGUGACAUCAUCCGAUGAUAUCAUCGAAACCGACGAGAAACCGACGAGGGUUGCCUUCAUUGGGAUUUCAAACUGGGCCCUAGACCCCGCCAAGAUGAACCGAGGAAUAAUGCUGUCACGUGAUGUMCCAGGACUACAGGAGCUUGAAGACAGUGCUAUGGGUAUAUGUGCAUCAGAGCCAGAUGUUCAAGAGCGAAUGGCUCCCAUAAUAACUGCCCUAGCAAAAGCGUAUCAGGAGGUAUAUGAAACACAGAAAACCCUUAAUGUCUUGAAAGAAUCCAAGAAAGACGAAUUCUUCGGAUUAAGAGAUUUUUACAGUCUUAUCAAGAUGAUAUUCAGCAAGGCCAAAGACACUCACUUGGUUCCUGGAUGGGAUAUUGUUGAAUACGCCGUCAGACGUAACUUUGGGGGUCUUCAAGGUGGAGAUUUGGAUCCAGUGGAUGUCUUUAUGAAACACAUGGGCGUACCGCAACAUCGUAGAGCGGAUAAUGAUGGAAGGACGCUGCUGAGUCCUUUUGACCUCAUAAAGUCAAGUCUCGACAAGGAUACUUCUGAAGAGGAUAGUCGAUAUUUGUUGAUUUUGACUGAAAACCAUGCAGCUUUGAGUAUCGUUCAGCAAUAUUUGAAAGAGUCGAGGAAAGAAGGCGAUGAGAACGAUCCAGUUUUGAUCUUUGGAAGCAAUUUUCCUAAAGAUCUUGAGUAUACCCAGGUUUGUCGAAACAUCAACGACAUCAAAGUCUGCAUGGAGACAGGACGAACUGUUAUACUCCUCAAUAUGGAAAGAAUUUAGGAAGGGCUUUAUGACGCUCUUAACCAGUAUUAUGUACAUUUUGGUAACGCAAAAUAUGUGGACCUUGGUCUUGGAACUCACAGAAUCAAGUGUAGAGUGGACCCAAACUUCAGGUUGAUUGUUAUAGCGGAGAAAACCACAGUUUACAACGAUUUUCCUAUUCCUUUGAUUAACCGCCUGGAGAAACACUUCCUGGUUUUGCCAACAAGUCUGUCUGCUCCCCAAGAAAAGCUAGUGGAAACUCUCAAGGAUUGGGCGAAACGCUUCGCAAGAAUCAACACACCACAGCAUCACGGCAAGACAAGUGAAUUUUCAAAGGGCGAUGCGUUUGUUGGCUACCACGAGAACACCAUCCCGUCGGUGGUGCUCCAAGUCUGCAGCAAUCUCGGACAAGAUGAGACAGCAUUGGAAGAUGGGCAGAUGAGAUAUGAUUGGGAGGAAAAAGUUUUGGCAGAGUCCAAACGACUCUUAGUGCAAUGCUGCACACCAGAUGCAAUUGCCAGAUUGCACUCCAGUGAUCUGAAGAAUGAAGCUGAUGACAUUUGGAGCAUGUACUUUGAACAGCAACACCACUCAAGUCUGGCAGAAUUCUUAAAAAGCAAAGAACGCGACGAAGGACUGCUCAUUCAGGUAUCCACUCAUUCCAGACUGUUAUCAGAAGACGACUUGGAGGAAGUUGCAGGAGCUUUAAAAAUUCAUAGACAUUAUGUCGAGAUUUUCACUCUGCAACAGUUUCAGACAGAGCUUCAGUUUUGUGAUCGAGUUGGAAAAUUCUUCGCUCAUCUUGGAGGUGAAGAAGGUCUUCUUAUCGUCCAGUGCAUUCCAGCAGAUACCACAUUCAACCUUUUAGCCUGCGCACGCCAUCUUCUUAUGAAGCAACGAGCUGAAUUUACAGAAGAUGAAACAGAUCUCGACCCAAUACACAUCAUUGUCAUAAUCCAGCUACCCAGAAUCCCUGGCGGAUACCCUGAUUUUGUUGGUUUCCAAGGUCAACGCUGGGAGUCUGUUCACAUCGAUGAACUCGCUACUCCUUCCUUCUACGUCCCUUCUUUGGAAGAUGUAAAGGACCAGUCCCUCAGUGAGCUGUUUGAAKCCUGCAUGUGUUAUAAUGAUUCUAAAGAUAAUGCCCUGGACGCUGUUGGUGUUCUAAGACAGUGUGUGCAGUCGGCAGCGCAGAGGAUUAACGACAAUUCCAUUACAGUUGAAAGAGCAACUCGGAGAAUCGUCAUAUUACUUGACCAGUUUUCUAAAGAUGGAGACAAAACACCAGUGUAUGGUGGAGAUAUGCAGUCAUUCUCUCGUGUGUUGAUAACUCGCGUUCAAGAGCUUUUAAGAAAAAGUGAUGAGAGAAGACUUGAACAAGGUAAAAAAUGGUCGACAAAAGAAGCUAUGGAACAUUCAGACCUCCAGGAAACAGGGACCUACAGACGGGCACUGUGGCGUAAAAUACAGAAUGCCAUUGUCCCCAUCUUAUCAGAAUUAAUCACAUAUAUAGACACCAAUGGUAACUUAGAACUGCUACAAGAAAAUAAACCUUGGUUGACAGAACUGUGGCUUCGACUCCUUCAAAACAACAAGAUUACAGUAAUUCAGUACUCCUCUUUCUUGACUGAGGAAAACGAAAUGAUCCGGAGUAAAGUGCCGGUCAAGUCAUCUGGUCGAGAUGGUCACUUCUUUAAGUGCUGCCUCCCGUUCUCAUGGCUUAUAAAGGAGAAAGUUGAUGUUAUGUGGGAGAACGCCAAGGGUGUUUCAGAAAACUCACCCAACCACGAGUCCGUGGAAGAAUGCCUCCGUGUACUGAUGUCAAACUCUGACGUGUCAGCUAUCAUAGACGUAAUUAACGAGCGGCAAGAAGCAGUCGAGAGAUACAUUCAUGACUUUGUUCAUAUGAAUUACAAACCUAUAAACGGCGAGAUCGAGCUUGUUGCAAGAGCUAUAAUUAUCACAACAAGGCAAUUGCACAACCGCGACGGCGUUAACGGUGAUACCACAGAUUUCAACUUCCCGGAUAUUGCUCUGGUGCACAAGGCUUAUUCACGUAUUGAACACCGGCUUGCCUGCUUUAGCCAUCUUGUACGAUGCAAGCCUUCAGUUGUGCCACAACUUCUUAAAGUGAUCUCGGUCGAUGACAUCGAAAUGACCCUCGACGUCAUUGCACUCCAAAUAUGUCUUGAAAGCUUGGAACCUCAGCAGGUGAACAUGGCAAAUACUUAUGACAGAAACGAAUGGUGUGAACACGUGAUUUCAGUGCGAGCUCCUACAGAAAGUAUGAUGGUCCAAGAAAAAGACUUAGAAAAUGAGGAAAAGACGAUGUUUAUUUUAACAGCAUGCAGGCAUCUGUGGGAGCGAAUCACAGCCAUUCGUCUCUUUAUUGAACACGUCUAUUCGUACAAGUCAUCUGUCCAUCAAAUCAAGGUCAAUCCUCAGAACUGUCAGAAUAUUGCUCAGUUGUGUAAAGCUCUGGAUGAAGAAACAGACUUUUCAAAAGCGAAAUACAUUGAAGCUGUUGUGCUCUUCUUGCUAGAAUGCAUCAAUUCCUUUACAAGCGCUACUAAAGGGGAAGUCAACGAAUUUCGUCGUCAAUGCAAUUCAUUCUUCAUGGAGCUCAUUUCGCUGUUGUGUUUCGGAAGCAAAGACAAGAAGUUCACUUUGGAUCCAGAUGUAUUUGAUAUCUUUAUGAGGUAUAUCACAGGAAGUAGUUCCUCUCAAACGAAAAGCUUCUCGCCAUUUCCUGACUUCGAAGUUGACGAGACRCCUGUUGUGAGGUCGUUUUUACUGCAGCAACUGCUGACAACAAGGAACAAUGACGGCGUAAAAAAGUACAUUCAGCGUUAUCUUGUCGACGCGAGGGAGCUUUCGUCUGAUGAACACCACGUGAUUCGAGUAUGCCAGCUUACAGCUGAUUGUAUGGAGGACUCCUUUGCAGCAGAUAUGACCGAACAUACUUUUGAGCUUAAAUGGUUUAUGGCUGUUACAAAAGAUAUUAUUACAUCGAAUGGUCAAAAACUUACAACAAACCAAGAUUCCGAGAACCUUGAUAUCGAAUUCCUCGAUGCAAUCUCCAAAACUCGUCAUGGUUUGGGACUCACUGCUGAGUGGCUGUUUAAAAGUCGCAAGACUGAUGACGACAGGUUUGAAGAUAUGGCUGGACCUUUGAAUGAAGUUCUGAGUGUCGUUGAAGAUUUUGUAAAACGUCUGAAACACCGAGCUCCACUUGUUUACCUGCUGAAGCAACUGGCAAGACGUUAUGGUGAACCAGUUGUCAGAGAAUUGAUUCAACAGCCAGAUUUGCAGUGGUUGAUACCGAGAGAGUUUGAGGGUUAUCAGUUUAUGGAAAGUGCUCCUGACAGAUUUAUAACACAUGGUGACAUAUACGCUGACGUACGUGAUGCCCUAGGUGACGGGCUCAUGUCUGGAAACUUUGAUCGCUUGUUAAGUAUAUUCGAGGGUCAUGACAAUGUAUUGACGAACGAUGUGCUAUGUCUAAUGGCUGUUUAUCGGGAAAUCACUUGUGGCUACAGAAAACCCAGGAACAAACUUCCUAUUCAACAAGAGCUACGCAAAUUUUUAGCGCUACCAGACCACCUCUCUACACAGGUUCAUAAACUUGCAGCCAAACUGCUGGACAAUUCACAAGGCGAAGGGUUUUCAGCUCUAUCUGCGCAACCCAACCAACCACGAGCUACUGUUGACUUAGCCGAAGUGACUGUACACACCAUGAUUGUACUACAUUGCUGUGAUGACAAUGAAAUAUUAAUCAGAACUUUGCGAUCCUUGAUGGAUAAACCUGCAGCUAUGAAGAACUCUUUCCUUCCCACAAUGCCAGAGGAUGAUUUCGAAAAAGUUCGAAGCGGGCUAGCGGAAGAUGUAACUUGGUAUGAAUGCCCCGCUGGACAUCGCUACUCAAUAGGGGAUUGUGGCCGAGCCUAUCAGGAAUCGCGUUGUCCAGAAUGCAAAUCAGAAAUCGGCGGAACAAGACACCGGCUGUUGCCAGGCAACAAAGAAUUGGCUGCUGACCGAGAGGAUCGUUCAGGUCGGGGUCAUAUCUUAGGAACUGCUAAUCCCAACACACCAGAGGCUGGACGAGAUGGUUUGUCCCCAGCAGCUUUUCACAUCAUCCGUUUGAUAAUGCAUUCUGCUAUGCUGAUUGGAUCUUGCAGGCAUCCACAGCACAUCGCUGGGCUAUUUACACCAACAGUAGCAGAGGACAACUUGAAUGAAUUCGUCUGGGCUCAUUUGACUCGUGACUUACGAAAUUUAGAAGCGGCGUUAAAUCGUAGUGGGGACGAAGCUCUAUGGACUGUUCAUUGCGUAUUGGCACGUGUUACAGACGUUUGCGCAGGAAGUAGCGGGAGGAGCCACCAGGAUUCACCCAUGUCUUUCGAUGGCGCACUCACUUCAGCUGCCAAUAGAAGACAAUGGGAAAAGGAAUUCACAGCAUCAUUCAUCCAACCUAUCCUCUCGAAUCUGGACAAAGAAAUCGAGAAUUGCUUCAGUCUAGAGGCAAAGCGUCAACCAGUGGGAAUCGAACGGUUGAUGAGAGAGAUUUAUGAGAUUGAUACCGAACAAGCUGGACAGUUAGGUCCCAUGCAUCCAUGUUUUUGGAGAUAUCGUGGAAAGAUCACAGUUGAACAUGCAAAGCAAAUGUUUUCAGAAAACAUGGGUUCCGACGAGAAGAGAAAGAAGUAUAGAGUCUUGCAUGAAUUCUUUAGAGAGGAGCACAAACUCAGACUUUCUCGCUACAUUCCUGAUAUCUACAAGCUGCAAAGAUUUCUGAUUGAUAACUGCAGUAGGCGAAUCGAUUUUAAGAAAGCAGAGGAAACGACAAUAAAAGCAUUUAUGCAAGGAAGCUUGAAUGAUUCAAAACGAAAAGAGUUUAAGACUUUUAUGAAAAGCUUUCGUUCUGCCUGGUCUGUAGUUUGCAAUGAAUUGGAAAAGCAGGGAAAAUUCAAACUUACAAGCGAGACAUGCAGCUUGUCAAUAAGUGAUGAUGACACACCAAUGUCGUACUUUUUGCCUUCAGUCGGUAAUGACCACCAGUCUUGUACCACUGCUGUGUUAUUCUACCUGGUCAAUGCACAUAAUGAAUUCCUGGAAACAUUCUACAACAUCACAGCUGGUAGUGCGAGUAAUGUUUCAAAGAUUCCCGAUUCGGAAAUCACUAGCUAUCAAAUGCUGAGCUAUGAUUCUCAGCGUGACCUGCUGCCUUUAAUUCAUGCACAUUGCCAGUAUUCGCUUGAGGUUGGUCAAGGUACUAAGGUGGAUUAUGAUUGGUCUGCCAUACAGUGUCAUUUGAUUGAUAGGUUGAUUCGCGGGAAAAGUAUAAUUGUUUUUAAGGAAACACAAUUUAUCUUCCUAAACCAAGACGAGGCCAAAACGUUUGGCUUGGUUCGUAAUAAGAUCCCUCAGGAAAACAUGCCCGCGACUACUGUAAAACUGAUUAUCGCUGACCUUCGCAUGCUCAAUGUCGUGUGUGACGUCAAACAGACUCUAGAGCUGGCUAUUGGUUUCUUGGGAUCUAGUGGGGGAGAUGAGAGUCAGUUAAUAAGCGAGUACUUGCACAGCGUUCUUCGUAUUCCUCGUGAAAGAGGACUUCGGAACAAAAGAGCCGAGGAGCACUGUCAACUGCGACAUAUCAUCCAUCUAUGGCAGGUUGUGGCGUCACAAAAAGCUAAAUUAUUGCGACACCAGAAAGAGGAUUCUUUCCGAGAUUUGCCAGAAUGCUUCAAGGUUGUGCUUCCAAAUAAUCUGAUUUUACAGCUUAAGAAAAUUCUCAAAUCUGCUGACGUUAAUCAACUGUGUUGGGACCUGGUUGAAAUCAUCACGCUUGACUUGAACAGUGAGAAGAGUUCAUACUCCGAAGUAAGUUUGCAAGAAUGUUUAAGUUUUUUCUGUGGAAAAGAAAACGAGUUUGCAAAGCUGAAAAUUCCUGAAGAAAUUCAGCUGAAACACAUCGUGAAUGCAUGGGAAAUAGUCAUGGAAUUACAAUCUACGCGGUAAUAGAUACUAGAGCAUAUAGAUCCGUAGACGAUAACACACAUAUAGCAUCGGGAAAAGUGCACAUUGUCAAAUCAAAGUGGGAUCAAAUUUGAACAUUUCCCGGUAGAAAAUAAUGAAUUCGGUCAGAGAAACUAUGUUCUUUAAAGGUGUGUUAGACCAAUUUUUUUAUAUUUAAUUGUUUUCCGCACACUAAAAUUUAUUCAGUACGUGUGCACAGCGACAAAAGAUAAGACGAUAGGUCUACUGCAAAAAAAUAAUUUCACUCAAAAAACAAAAGCAAACAUAGAUUAUAAAUAAAUGCCUGCAGUAAAAUAUAUAAACAAUAAAAUGAAAUGAUAAAAAUAGUGAUAAAAACCAUGAUGCACAUGACAUUAAAGUUCGACGUUUGAAGUCAAA
Exaiptasia diaphana is the source of this 12491-nucleotide messenger RNA. Its product is annotated as E3 ubiquitin-protein ligase rnf213-alpha-like. The record is from RefSeq and is a predicted model, not a curated record. The transcript has 68 exons. Gene Ontology annotation, molecular function: ATP binding; ATP hydrolysis activity; ubiquitin-protein transferase activity. Lineage: Eukaryota; Metazoa; Cnidaria; Anthozoa; Actiniaria; Aiptasiidae.